AUGCCGCGUGGAGUGGCUGAUCACCAAGGCAAGAAGCAGUUUGAUGAGUUCCCUCUGCGCAGCAGUAGAGGAUUCUCAUUCCAGUUGACUGGAGAGUUAGAGGGAGACUGCGGAAAAACGAAUGCUCAGACCAGAACCGAAUCCGCUCUGUUUGAAAGCUGCCAGUCGAGUACCGCUGCACAGGAGGCGGUUCGGGAACGCCCCCUCGCGACUGGUCCUCAGGCAUCGGCACAGGAGAGCGUCGACCUUCUUCUUGAGCAGAGGAGCGUAAAAUUGUCAGAAUCUAAUGCAUUUGACGGGCAAGCUUUCUAUUCACUCUCUAAAUCUGAGAACCUAGAAUCAGUGUUGCAAAGCGCUGUGUCUACAAAGUUAGCUCAGCAUCUGAGGUACUGUAGCGGUCGUGAUAGCAUGGUUUGGCGUCACUCGAAACAAGGGGGAGACGUAUCUCUCCAUUCAACUGAAAACAUGACUGCAACAAGAGUUGGAGGCGUGAGAACGCCAAUAUGCACCCAAAAGGCCUCGGCAAGGUACGUGAAGCCAGGUUCACAGGCGACGGCAUUCUCUGAGAGCACUGCAGUGCAGCAAAAGCAAUACUAUGUUCCUCUAGAAGUAGAGGCAGUGAGUGAUGUGUCUCGUCGCCCGCGACUUUACGACAAGCAAGUAGGUGGGAAGUGCACGAACUUCGCUCAUGAUGGGUCUGGGAAUCGAUCGUCGUCCUCUAUACCUAGCAAGGGCUCACGCAAUCACAGAAACACAGAAUUGCGCUACGCUUCUGAAUUAGAAAGCUUUCCCAAUAGAAAUAUUGCGAGAAGCUCGGGCCCUGACGUACCAACAAGGGAAUUUCACUCUGACAAACCCAGAGACUCUUCAGUGCCAGACAAGGGUGGCAACGCUCCGAAAAGACCCUUGGAUUCCAAUUCGACAUUCGGAAGCACGGCGGAAAUCUCCUCGUCUAGAAGAAGUAGCACAGGCGACUUGAGUCCUAACAUACUUGGGAGCAGGGACCGUUCACAGGCGACGCACCAUGCACGCGGCCACUUCGGGAAGUCACGUAUUGACACCGCUGCUCCUACGGCCUUCAUUACACGACCUUCCUACAUGGACACCACUGCCGUUGGAAGGCGAUUGACGGCGCAGAACAAUAUGUGGUCAGCAGUGGGCAGCUAUGAACCUCUGGCGUCUUUAGUAUUCCACGAGUUGUACCGUCAAUUGUCCCCUGCACUUCAGGCGCUUUGCAUGCAGUGCCUCCGAACAACAGAUUCUCCAGAGCUGCGUGCACUAACGGACAUCCAGCAAGCAGCAAUGAAAUUGGUUGCUGACCAGUCCGUCCGAAGAAGUGCAGCAGCAAAGAAACGCCUUGCGGAGGUUUUCAAACGGGCAGGGCAACCAAAGGGAACUCUCGAAUGUCUGGAGCAAUUUCUUCUUACGCGCGCUCCUAUCCUCAUAUAUUUCGACAUCGUAAGCUUAACGCCACACCUGGAGCAAGGCGGAUUUAUUAGGUCGCACUUCGAAAUACCCCAAACUGACGCAACAUACCUGCGCAAAUGCAAUGAAAGGGAGCAAGCGCUUUAUUCUGGCUUGUAUGAACAUGAGUCUGUUCGACCAGAACACCACCCAAAAUAUGGGGUUCGGGCUACAAUCUCAGCAAGUCAGAGUGAUGGUUCUGGAGUGUUAUCGUUUGGGCAUGAACCUUUAGUGGCAACUCUCAACAACCCGUGGCAUGUCUUGGAGGCCCUUGGGCAUGAGGCAUUGGCAGCCUUAGCCGCUUUUGCAAGGGAGCCGACGACAUUGAAAGGCACUGACACAGCAGCGUUGGUGGACUGCAACAUUCAUGGAGAGGUCAAGCUAGGAAAGGACGUCGAAGCAAUUGUGUUGCCGAAAAGCGCAGCCCGCGACAAAGGCACGUUUACGAAGCUGCAGGAAAUUGCCACGCAGUACAUGGUACCGAUAUUGUCAAUGGAGAAGUGCCCUACAGCUGUUAAGGACGACUGCUGGAAGCAUACAAUGCGGCACCUGCAACACGAGGUCCUACUAAAGAAGACAGCCUUGGGGAAUACAUAUGGCCAAAUAUGA
Eimeria mitis is the source of this 2073-nucleotide messenger RNA. RefSeq lists its product as uncharacterized. The transcript is spliced from 7 exons. Bases 1 to 2073 code for a protein of 690 amino acids. The record is from RefSeq and is a predicted model, not a curated record. NCBI's taxonomy places the organism in Eukaryota, Apicomplexa, Conoidasida, Eucoccidiorida, Eimeriidae.